Messenger RNA from Trypanosoma cruzi, 921 nucleotides. RefSeq lists its product as uncharacterized. The transcript has a single exon. NCBI's taxonomy places the organism in Eukaryota, Euglenozoa, Kinetoplastea, Trypanosomatida, Trypanosomatidae. The coding region runs from base 1 to 921 and encodes 306 amino acids. The record is from RefSeq and is a predicted model, not a curated record.
AUGACUCUACGACAGACAAAACAGCGGAGUGAUAUGAUGUCGGGUAUUGACUACUCGAAAUGGGAAAAAUUUUGUGACAGCGAUGAAUCCGACGGGAGUGAUGAGACGCCAGGCAACGAGCCGCGUAUUACGCGGCUAAGGUACCCGUCACGCGUCACAGUUGGCCCCAAUGGUGUCCACAUGGAGAAUACACCCCCAAUAGCGACGACCUCCCCAUUCAAGGAGGGAAUUGAUGCGACGAUAAACAAAAACACUGCCGCUGCCGCUACAACCACCACGAAUACUGCGUCGGUGAUGGGACCGCAUUCAAAACAAAACACCCGAAAAGAUGUUAGGGGUGUUGAAGAGGCGGAAGAAGAUGAGAUGAUGUACCAUAAUUUGACACGCAAUGGUGGGCGUGAGGGGCAGUCACACCUCUGGUCACAGACACGAGACACAGCCUCUGUGAGUUUCAUACUUCCCUCCAUGAACACGAGAGCGAAGGAGAUAAUGAACUUCCGUCUGUAUUCCGAAGAACAGCCAGAUCGCACAUCUGUGUGUGUUUUGACGUUUGGUGUGAAGGGUGUUGAGGGGGAUCGCCGGUGUGUCUUCAGGUAUCCUAUAAAGGUUGACAAUGACGUUGUGGAGGGAUGUUGGCAGUUGCACUCGCUCCAUAGUAAGUCUUUGCGACUCAUGGUGGUGCAGCUGGUCAAGGAGUCUGUGGCGGUGGGGAUGGCACUCUGGUGGGACCGAUGUUUUGUUACUGACCAGACGACAGUUGACACUCGAACGCUCGUUGACAGGAGCAGCAGUGAGGCACUGCGGGGAGAACAGUUUCAGAGGGCGUGGAAUGAAGCCCAUGAGGAAUUCAAGAAGCGAGUAAACAAAGGGCGUGGUCGUCAACCCGCCACUGGGGAAGAAGAAGAAGAGUUUAUUGAGUGA